AGCACACGAUUGUUUCAAGGGUGUGAACGACCUUAUCAUAACACAGCAGGUUCUGAUGUACGAACGAUUUUGAAUUUGCAUUUCUUAACCUUGAAUGCCCUACCGAAGAGAAGCCUCACAUUAAGAAUUUUGAACGAACGAACGAAGAUCAAAUAGCAACGAAGCGUAUAAGGGAUGAUACAUUUUGUCUUCUUAGACAUUAUAUAUGUAUGUAUGUAUUUCGAGGAUAACCACAAAACUACGUAAGCGAGGAUAAAAUUCUCCUUCCAAUGCAAAUGAUAAAAUACACGUUUCUCUCUUACAAAAUGAGUAUAUAUAGGUACGGUCAUGCGUUCUCCUGACGGUCUCGAUUCUUCUUGAUCAAGGAGGGGGUUGUACUUGAAGAGCAAGCGCGCACAGAUCUCGCCCUCAAAUACAUUCACUCCUUGGCACCCUUCGUGCGCAGAGAAUCGAGCAACCCUUUGCCGUUUUCAAUAAUUUUAAUCGAGUUCAAAUUGUGCUACACCCAAUCGCGAGUAAUAUUUUUCUUUAAAAAAACAAAUAAAAGAAAAAGAGGAAAAGAAAGAGAAACAAGACAAAGGAAGGUACGCGAAGAAGUUUAUCCAAACUUAUCCAGAAUGAAGAUAAUUCAUUACCUUCUCUACAUAAUACCAUUGAUAUUCUUAAUAAAGAUGGGAUAUGUAGAAGGAAUGCAAAAUAAGCGCGAUAUCUCGAACGCAUUUUCGAUGGAUAAAACAUAUAAAAUGAAAAGACCAUUUUGCAAUGCGUUUACUGGAUGUGGAAGGAAAAGGAGUUUCCAUGGAAUUUCGAUUCAUUCUCCAUACUUUGAUUCCAAGAAAGAAAUUGGAAUUCGUCUUCCGAUACCUAUCUAUAGAACUUUAAUGAAUGAGGCUUCCAAAGAAAUUCGAAACACAAUUUCUCGAGAUACUAAUGAUUACGAACUCCCAGAGAUAACACAGGACUUCACAGUUUUUCCCGAUCGAGAAUUGGCAUUGGAUGAAAUUAAUUGA
Molecule: messenger RNA, 1010 nt
Organism: Vespula pensylvanica (western yellowjacket)
Lineage: Eukaryota; Metazoa; Arthropoda; Insecta; Hymenoptera; Vespidae
Exons: 5
Coding region: 618-1010 (130 amino acids)
Source: RefSeq, a predicted model, not a curated record